This is a messenger RNA of Anarrhichthys ocellatus (wolf-eel), 3735 nucleotides long. RefSeq names its product mitogen-activated protein kinase kinase kinase 20a (gene map3k20a). Gene Ontology annotation, molecular function: protein binding; MAP kinase kinase kinase activity; ATP binding. The record is from RefSeq and is a predicted model, not a curated record. Gene Ontology annotation, cellular component: cytoplasm. The transcript is spliced from 12 exons. Bases 172 to 1470 code for a protein of 432 amino acids. Gene Ontology annotation, biological process: protein phosphorylation. NCBI's taxonomy places the organism in Eukaryota, Metazoa, Chordata, Actinopteri, Perciformes, Anarhichadidae.
ACCACCUCGGGGUGAGGACAGACAUUAGAAAAUCGUCACAUGAGAUUUCCCGGAACACUUAACUUCUCCGGUUGUCUUACUGAACGUUUGCAACGUGCACCUCGACGAGCUACGCGGGGGACGAAAGCUUCCCACUUGAUGUUGAAGCACUCUUGGUGCCGAUGAGAUGAGAUGUUGUCUCCAAGCGCCUCCUUCGUGCAAAUCACGUUCAAUGACAUCCACUUCUACGAGAACUGUGGCGGCGGCAGCUUCGGGAGUGUGUACCGAGCCAGGUGGAUCUCCCAGGAUAAAGAGGUGGCAGUGAAGAAACUGCUCAAGAUUGAAAACGAGGCUGAAAUCCUCAGCGUCCUCAGCCACCGUAACAUCAUCCAGUUUUAUGGCGCGAUUGUUGAGGCUCCCAACUACGGAAUCGUCACAGAGUAUGCAAGUGGUGGAUCGUUGUAUGAUUACCUGUCCAGUGCUGAGAGUGAGGAAAUGGACAUGGGGCAGAUCAUGACAUGGGCUGCAGAGAUCGCCAGAGGAAUGCACUAUUUACAUUCAGAGGCCCCCGUUAAGGUGAUCCACAGAGACCUGAAGUCCAGGAAUGUUGUUGUGUCGGCAGACAAGUCUCUCAAGAUUUGUGAUUUUGGGGCAUCCAAGUUCCUGACCCACACAACGCACAUGUCCUUGGUGGGCACGUUUCCCUGGAUGGCUCCGGAGGUGAUCCAGAGUCUGCCUGUGUCUGAGACGUGUGACACUUUCUCCUACGGUGUGGUUCUUUGGGAAAUGCUCACCCGUGAGAUACCCUUCAAAGGUCUGGAAGGUUUACAAGUGGCCUGGCUCGUGGUGGAGAAAAACGAGAGGUUAACCAUCCCGAGUGGCUGUCCUGCCAGCUUUGCUGAGCUCAUGAGGAACUGCUGGGCAGCAGAAUCUAAAGGAAGGCCAAUGUUCAAGCAGAUCCUCUUGACUUUGGAGUCCAUGUCGAAUGACAGCCAACUUCCUCAACAGUGCAACUCUUUCCUUCACAACAAGGCUGAAUGGAGGUGUGAGAUUGAAGCUACGCUUGAGAGACUUAAGAAGCUGGAGAGAGACCUGAGUACCAAAGAGCAGGAGCUGAAGGAGCGAGAACGCCGUCUAAAGAUGUGGGAGCACAAACUCAUUGAACAGUCCAACAGCCCGCUCCUCUUACCUGUGGCUAAAAAGAUAAGCGCUAAGUCAUUCUAUCAGUCUAAGACGGAGGAAUCAAACAGUUCACAGAUGUCAUGUCAGAUCACAACCUCCAGUAACGAGGCGGUGAAUCUGCAGUCCAUGACGAAGGGCUUUGAGGACAUGUUUUCCUUGGACUUUGGCCGGCCUAUCCUGCACUCGGGCAUGCAGGUCAACAUGCAGGCCAGGCAGAACUCCUCCGUGUCGAGCUGUGUCAGAGAAGGACACAAAGUCAACAUGACUCUGGGAAUGGGACACUUCACUUGGUCUGACGACAGUGAAUAAAUGUCUCCGACGCUCUGCGUCUCCACGGCUGCAUCUAUCAAUUACUGUAAUCUCACUUGACGCUUUAUUGGUUUUGUGGAAGCAAUAUUUGGCGAUUAAUUACUUGUUAAGUCAUGAUUAUUUUGAUCAUUUCAAUAAUCAUGAGAAACACCAGAACACAUACAUUGACUUAAUAUUUCUUCUGCUUUGUUCAAGUUGUGUUCAGAAAUCACUCAAUCUAGCACAGAAAGGUAUUUCAGAAUACUUGUAGAGCUUUCCACCUAUGUAUAUUAUGGAUGUCAUUUACCGUAUGUCUAAUGUACUGGAUGUAUAGUGCCAUGCUGUGAAGAAAGAGCCACAUGAGCCAGUUGCUUAGAGAGGGCCAGGCUUUUAUGAUGAAAUGACAUUUUGCUGACAUUAAGAUUGGCCAAUUUGUUCUGGAUGUGUUGGAGUGCAGUUGUUGAGACGCAGUCUCUUACCAGGAUGAGAAACUACAUGUUUUUUUUCCUCUGACUGACCCACGGUUCAAAACAGCAGGAGAAGGAUGUGGCUGUAUGACUGUCAGCUUCGUUGCUCAUGUCACAUUUUACUUUUCAAGACAGGCUUCUUGCUUAGGCCUUAAAAGAUUUACAAACAUUAAGAAAUAGGGAAUUAUAUAUAACAACGUUUCUGCGCUAAAAGGCUUGAUUCAGAAGUCACGGAUUUUACAAAAUGUAGAUUUUAAUAGAAUCAUUUCCUUCUGUUGACACAUUUUUCAUACAGAAUCUCACCAUACGGUCUAACUGAAUAUUCGCCUCAAGACCUGCACUUUACAGUAGAGAAAAUCGUAUUAGCAUUAGUGUUCAAGUAGGUAUUAGGCUUCAUCUGGGGGAAGGACAUGCUUCCUUGAGCAUAGCACAUUAAAUUGUCCCAUUCACUUGUUAUCAUCAGUCAGUCUCAUGAGGAUGUAAUCCUCUGCAUUCCUGUGUUGUUGCUUGUUAGCAUCCUGCCGUGAGCUAAUAUUCAAACAUCGGCUGUACUCUUGUGCCUUCAAGCUCUAUACACACUAGACUAGACAUAACAAUUAACACAGACUCCUACCAAUAUAUACAUUUCCCUGUGUGAAAUCCAGACACUUCAGAAACAUUCAGCCUCCACACUUGUUAAUAAUCUUCUUGAGCUUUUCACCAAAAUCAUGCAAGCAGCAGCUUCUUGAUGUGACUUAUUUUCCUGCAUCCUUCACCGUUCUGUCAAUAAAUCAGUUUCUUUCAACUCUCUGCUGAUCUGUUUCAUGAGAAUGAUGUUGUAUUGCCACUAUUAUUACCAAACCCUUUAUGAUAGAAGACAGAACAGAGCGUGACUGAUAGCAUUUUAAUAAGAUUGUAAAAUAUAUUGCUUCACUGGGCAUUCAUGUUGAGCUGUUUCUUGUGAUGUUAACUUUGUAACUCCCAGUGUUCAUGGUCUGGUUGCUCAUCAUCCACUUAGUCCACAUGGGGGCAGGAUUGUGUGAACUAAGCCAAAGUCUUUUUUUUUUUUUUUUUCCUACAGAUUCCACACACAUGUCAUAAACACAAAAACUGUGCGCCCCAUUUUGAAUUUGAGAUAGUCCUCGGAGAAAGAAUCAUGGCAGCACAUUUGUGAAAUAUAAUACGCUGCUUGAAAAGUGAUGUUAAGUCACUCCAAUGAGACUUUGGCAGCGGCAGAAUGCUUCUGAAUCUGUUUACUUCCGAACCGCAGCACUGGAGGAGGCGGAAAACGCUGCAGUGCUGAGUGGCUUUGUGAGGCGGGCGGGCUGCACUGAAAUGUAUGGCAGCGACUGUCUAUUGAGACCGGCAUUCAGCUCAUAAUCUGAGCUGUUUAUCAGAUGUCGUGGGAAGAAGACAGUGAAUGGGGGAUUACUCAUUCAUUUAGUCAUCUUUCCUCCAAUUUUCCAUUGCAUUAUUUCUGUCAUUACACACCAGUCUCGUGAUCACAAUGAUGAAAUCUUUAUUUUGGCUGGCAAGUUUCUGCCUGAUUACAUUUAAUGAGCAAUAAAUGAUUUAUCAUUCAAACAGAUCACGUUAGAUCAGUCAGAUGGACAUUUCAGUUUGAUAUAGACCAUUAGAGGCAAGUCGUCUUCAUCCCACAGCACAAUAACCGGAAAAGUAAUGGCUUCACAGACAUGGAAAACAUGUCUAUUUUCCAUUUUAAUAACAUUUACUUAAGUCUGGUGAUUUUUAUUUAAACGUCUGCCUGUCAUGAAUACACAUGUUAUACUGUCUGUAUCCAUCCAUGUUCUAUUGCUGUUACUUCUGUUUGUCUUUUGUU